This is a messenger RNA of Pristis pectinata (smalltooth sawfish), 2358 nucleotides long. It is a transcript of the gene zfand5a, whose product is annotated as zinc finger, AN1-type domain 5a. The coding region runs from base 236 to 853 and encodes 205 amino acids. Lineage: Eukaryota; Metazoa; Chordata; Chondrichthyes; Rhinopristiformes; Pristidae. The record is from RefSeq and is a predicted model, not a curated record. The transcript is spliced from 6 exons. Gene Ontology annotation, molecular function: DNA binding; zinc ion binding.
CGCCAGAGUGAGUCGGAGCCGAGUGAGUGAGGAGGUCGGAUAAUCAGGGCGCUGAAGCCAGGAGGCCGGGCGGAGAGCGAGGGGGCAGCAGUCAGCGUGAGGAGACCGGUCGGAGAACGAGGGUGGGGGGGGGUAGAAGCGAGGAGGCCGGGCGGAGAACGAGGAGGUAGAAGCGGCUCGGGAUACGGGCGACUGACCGGACGGGUUGAGGGAGAGGUCGGGCGAGUAUACAAGUAUGGCUCAAGAAACUAAUCAAACUCAAGUGCCUAUGUUGUGCACUACUGGAUGUGGCUUUUAUGGGAAUCCUAGAACAAAUGGAAUGUGUUCAGUAUGCUAUAAGGAACACAUACAAAGACAACAAAAUGGUGGUCGAAUGAGUCCUAUAGGUGCAUCAAGUACUUCCAACAACUCAGACUUUACUCAGGUGCAGAGAACAGAAAGCUUUAAAUCAGAAGGUGCCUCCCUCAAUACUACUAUCAAAUCAAGAAAUGUGUCUGGUUCAGCCUUGCCUGUGACACAACAGAUGACUGAAAUGAGUAUUUCCCGAGAGGAGAAAGAAACAGAAAUUGAGGUAACAGAACCAGUUGUAGCUGAAGCAUCUGUACCUGGUACUAUGUCAGGUGGAGAGGAAAAGCCUGUAGAUGUUCCUCGACCAAAGAAAAACAGAUGUUUCCAGUGCAGGAAAAAAGUUGGUCUUACAGCAGGUUUUGACUGUCGAUGUGGGAACUUGUUUUGUGGACUUCACCGGUACUCAGAUAAACACAAUUGUCCUUAUGACUACAAAGCAGAAGCAGCAAUGAAGAUCAGGAAAGAGAAUCCUAUUAUUGUAGCUGAGAAAAUUCAGAGGAUUUAAAUGGCCAAAUGAAGAAGCCAGUAAUCUGCUAUCAAAGACUGCAUUUAUUCCUUGUCUUUUGUUUUGGGAUCCUUCAUAGAGCAGAUGCAUGGGCUGAAUCCUUGUCUGUUCUUCAAGUUUGUGCUUUAACCAUAGUUUCUCCUAAUUAUAAGUGGCUGGACGUUAUCAGAUGCAAUUAGCACACAGCACUACAUUAAUCAAGGGAAACCAUUGGCCUGUAAAAUGGAAAUUCCUAACAGUGGUUUAUGUGCCAAGUGAACUUGAUGACCUGCUGUAGUGCUUAAUUCAGUAAAGUGACCAACCAAAAACCUGUCAACCUGUGUUUCUAGUGCCUAAGCAGAUUUUUGUCUUGGCUUUCUGAUGCUCUCAAGUUAAGAGGAUGUAAAGAAAUAGUAGAAUACUGAAUACUUUUAAGGUUAAGUGACAUUUUUCCCCAAGGAUUCUAGGAGUAUACUUGGACCCAGUUUUAUAGGUUAAUUUUGACUCUUGUUGGGGAUAUUCAGGGAAAAUUUGAGCAAAUGGGGAAGGCUUAUGUAGUUAGUCAAAUAUUACAAAGUAAUUUUUCCUUGCCUCUAAAAUCAACCUGUCAUGUGUUUGGAAAGUUUUUCAUUUACAGCAAUCUUAAGUCCAGAAUGGUGUAGAAGCCAGUCUUUGUAUUUCAAAAGCAGUUUUGGGCCCUAGCUUCAUUUAUGAAAGCUUGUGCAUUAGCUCUGUAGUUCAAUGAUGAUGCAGGCUUUGUUUACAGAAGUUGCACAUGACUUGUGCCUGUUAUAAGCAAGUCAUUUUCAAGCUGUGUACAGGCAACUAAUGUCCCAGUUAUACUGCAUGUUGGUGAUUGAAUCCUUCCACCACAUGGAUGCCAGAUGUGCAAUAAAGUGCUGGCAUCAAAUAACCUGGCAUUGAAGUGCCUGCAUGACCAUACUAUUGCAUGUGGCACCCAAUUUGGUUUUCCAAACUACCUUUCCUUUUGGUAUUCAAGCAGAUGUGUUGGCUCAGAAGCCAAGCACUGUCUGCUGGUACCACAAGUGCAUCAUUCAUCAAUUCCACCUACACAUUACCACAAUGCAUUAUAACUGGGCUGUAUAUUGUAUCACAGUGAGAAUGUAGCAUUGGCUUAUUGCAUGGACUGCACAUCUUGGCAGUGUGUACAUGUUGAACAGUAGAAAUUGCAAUAUACUUGCCUGAAGCUGAUGUAUUUUUUAAAUUUUAUUGGAAGAUGUGAUGUAUAAAGUAUUUGUAUUUUUUAAUCCAGUACUAAGAUGUGUAGUGUGAUCAGAAUCUUGACAAUUUUAUCUAAGCUGUGAUCUUGAUUACUGUCCAAACUUGCAAUAACUCUGCACAUUUAACCACAGUACACAGGAGCUUGUUUUUUGACAAACUACAGUAUUUAUGCUUUUUUAAUCUUGGGUAUGUAAUUUGUACAGAAUUAUAUUUAUGUAAUGCAUAUAAUCAUGCUAGUUGGCAUUUAUGCAAAAGGAUGUAAAUAAAGAAUAGGUUUAUUGGCA